GUGGUUCCUAUAGUCUCUAAAAGUAGAACAGGAGCCAGAGCCUUCAGUUACCAAGCUCCUCUCUUGUGGAACCAGCUUCCAGUUGUGGUUCGGGAGGCAGACACCCUCACCACAUUCAAGAGUAGUGUCACAGUCUGCCUUCCUAAUCACCUGUUCAACUCAGCCAUCUCAGUAGUUUUCCACUAACCUGCCCCUGCUCCACUCUGCCAGUCAGCCACGCCUCCUCAUCAGCCACUCUGCUCACCUGUGCACACAAGCUGCUCCUGAUCACCACUAUAUAUACUGCUCCUCACCAGUCGCUUGUCCGGUUUGUCCUUUGUAUUAAUGCAAGACCUUCCAGCGUUGUUCGGAUGGAUCUCCUGGGUCGACCCUGCUUGCUUCUGACCAUCCUACCUCGCCUCUUCCCCAGAUAUCACCUCAGCCUUCUGUCCCCGACCACAAGCUUGGUUUCUCCGUUCCUGGUUACCAUCUGCCUCUCUCCUGGGCUGUUUGGUGUUUCCCCAUGACUACUACUACACAGUCAGCUCAGAUGUGAAGGAAGAGGAGCUCCAGUUGGAGGCAAGGAUGUUUUGUCAGUGGAUGCAACUCUUCCUGAGGACUCCCCUGUACUACCGCAGUGAUCUGACAUGAGUGGACAGCCGGCUGCAUGCAAACAGAGGUGGAAGGAAGCAGCUGUAGGAGAGGGAUGUAGGUCAGGGCGCCAAAGGUGGAGGUGGCGGCGGAGGCAUCGACCUGGAGUCCAGCGGGGAGUUCGCCAGCGUGGAGAAGAUGUUGGCCACCACUGACGCCAACAAGUUCAGCACCUACCUGCAGACUGGAGCUGCAGACCUGGGAGGAAAGAGAGAUGCUGACAGAGCAGGAGGAGGGGAGGAGAAGGAGGGAGGAACGAAGGAGGAGGUAAAGACGGUAGCGGUGGCGCCGCAGUCCAAAGGAAAGAAGAAGAACGCCUACUCCAACUCUGUCCAGAAGAUGACCUGCCCCUUCUGCCCCCGAGUGUUCCCCUGGGCCAGCUCUCUGCAGAGACACAUGUUGACACACACCGGCCAGAAGCCUUUCCCGUGUCCGAAAUGCGACGCCUUUUUCUCCACCAAAUCUAACUGUGAGCGCCACCUGCUGAGGAAACACGGUGUGACCCACCGAACGCUGCGACGCAACGGCGCCCUCACCAAGAAAGACGGUGACGAAGGAUCGCACGAGAGCGCAGAGAGUCAGUCGGAGACGGAGCAGGUAGCACCAGAAGCACAAGAUCUCAGCGCCUGUGCAGACUCCGGCCCCACAGCAGAUAGCCCCGCCCCAUCAGACCAACAGGAGGCAGAGCCAAUGACGCCGAGCCCCACCCACAAGCCAAGCCACGGUUGCAGUCCAGCUGAAAGCGUUGCAGAGCAGCAGGAGACAGAAACCACAGAGCAGCCGGACCAGCAGAGGGCGCCAGAGAGCAGAGCAGCACAGGGAAAACAGCCUCCACUGAGCAGCAGCAGCAAGGCGGAGAGCGCCGACGAUGACGACUGCCACAGCAACAACAGUCUGGACCUUAACUUCGGCAAAAAGCUCAUCGACUUCAAGCUCUCCACGUCCUCAGGCCCCGCUCAGGAAGAGCAACCCUCCUCUUCAUCCUCUACCUCUGCUCCCCAAGCAGCAACAGAGAGCCAAGAGAAGGAGAAAAGUGCUACAGCCUCCUCCUCCUCCUCGUCCAGCAGCUCCGCGGUGAAGCAGCAGCCGGAGUACAAACACGUAUGCCGAGUGUGUAAGAAGAGCUUCCGCUAUGCCACCACCCUCGCUCGCCACGAGAGGGCGCACCUCUCCGAGAAAAUAAACACAAAAACUGAGCUUAUAAGUACAGCAUCCUCGGAGAAUUUCACAUUUCGCUCUGAGACAGCACAAUGAAGAGGACCUUGCUUUGCAAAUCAUAUUUGUUUACUGAUCUUACUGAUUUAUAAAUAUAAUUGCAUCAGUCAAUUUUGACCUGGGGAUAUCCUGGCUAAUAUUUGACAUAUACCUGUCAGUGGUUAUCCAAAAUAACUAAUAAUUUCUGCUUAUUUUGUUCAAAAACAUGGUAUAAUUUCAUGUAAAUUGGGUUUAUUGUCCAUAAAUAGAGAUGUAAAAGAAGUUUAACAUUUGUGGUAAUGUGUUGGAAUGAAGUUGGCUAAAAAAAUGGAA
Molecule: messenger RNA, 2157 nt
Organism: Dicentrarchus labrax (European seabass)
Lineage: Eukaryota; Metazoa; Chordata; Actinopteri; Moronidae
Product: ras-responsive element-binding protein 1-like
Exons: 8
Coding region: 769-1884 (371 amino acids)
Biological process (GO): regulation of transcription by RNA polymerase II
Cellular component (GO): nucleus
Molecular function (GO): RNA polymerase II cis-regulatory region sequence-specific DNA binding; DNA-binding transcription activator activity, RNA polymerase II-specific
Source: RefSeq, a predicted model, not a curated record